Molecule: messenger RNA, 1034 nt
Organism: Elaeis guineensis (African oil palm)
Lineage: Eukaryota; Viridiplantae; Streptophyta; Magnoliopsida; Arecales; Arecaceae
Source: RefSeq, a predicted model, not a curated record
CUCUUCCCAGGCUUCUCCCCCUCUGGAUACUUUUGUCCCCUUCCCAUCACCCUUGUACCUAUCUUAUUAUGAUUAUAAAGAAUGGUAAUAAAAGGGCACCGCCCUCGCUUGUUUUAGACUUGGUAGAGAGUAGGAGUAGAGCAACAAAAGAGAAGAGGAGUGAUGGAGAGUGGAGGCAGUGCAUUUUUGAGGCAGCUGAGCUCUGGUGGUGGGAGUGAAGGCUGGGACUACUACCAUUCCAAGGGUGGUUCUAAGAGGUGGGGAAAGAAGGGAAACAAAGGGAGGCAAAGGAUGGGAGUUGGAGGUGGAGGAGAGAUGAUGGUGGCGAAGAAGAGGGUGAUGGUGGUGAUAGACGAGAGCGCGCGGGCGAAGCACGCCAUGAUGUGGGCGCUCACCCACGUUGCCAACAAGGGUGACCUCCUCACCCUCCUCCACGUCAUCCCUCACCACCACCACCACCACCACCCCAGAGGCGGCGCCGGCGAGGAGGCUGCCCGGCUCGCCAACUCACUCGGCGCCCUCUGCAAGGCCUGCAACCCCGAAGUGGAGGUGGAAGCCCUUGUGAUUCAGGGACCCAAGCUGGCGACUGUCCUCAGCCAAGUCAGGAAGCUGGAGGCUUCUGUUUUGGUGCUGAGCCAGGGCAAGCCUUCCCCAUUUUGUUGCAUGUUUAGGAGCAGCAGUGAGGAUUUUGUGGAGCAGUGCAUUAACAAAGCCGAUUGUCUGACGCUGGCUGUGAGGAAACAGAGCAAGGGAGUGGGAGGCUAUCUCGUCAGCACUCGAUGGCAGAAGAACUUCUGGCUCUUGGCUUAAAUAACCUAGGCUUUGUGAUAAUCUCUCAGUUCUCUAACAAAAAUAACCUCUGCUGCAUCGUGCUCAUCUUUUGUAAAGCAAUCCCUGACCUGACCCCCAUCCCCAUUUGCCUCUGUUGACAUUUGCAAAUCAUUCUCUGUAACCUAUGUUGGACUCACUGUUUCCCAUUGUUAACAUGGCAUGUUCCAAGUUCAAUAUAUCAUGCAUCUGUUCAGUUAGGAGCA